This is a messenger RNA of Cuscuta campestris, 1001 nucleotides long. Lineage: Eukaryota; Viridiplantae; Streptophyta; Magnoliopsida; Solanales; Convolvulaceae. The record is from the annotation of a GenBank genome assembly.
CGAUAGUAACUGAUAGAGGGAAAAGGGAUCCCCUUUGUCUUCGAUUCUAACACUCUGGGGGGAAAAGCGAUCUUCACAUCGCCUUCUUCUUCAGGUUCCGAUCGCCAAUAGACAGAGAAUUCACAAUGUCACGAAGAUAUGAUAGCCGUACAACAAUCUUCUCUCCGGAAGGCCGUCUGUAUCAGGUUGAAUAUGCAAUGGAGGCAAUUGGGAAUGCUGGGAGUGCCAUAGGCAUAUUAUCCAAAGAUGGAGUUGUUUUGGUUGGCGAAAAGAAGGUCACUUCCAAGCUUCUGCAAACAUCAACCUCCACUGAGAAGAUGUACAAGAUUGAUGACCAUGUGGCAUGUGCUGUUGCCGGAAUAAUGUCAGACGCCAACAUCCUCAUCAACACAGCCAGGGUCCAGGCUCAGCGAUACACUUACGCUUACCAAGAACCGAUGCCCGUGGAACAACUCGUCCAGUCACUGUGUGACACCAAACAAGGCUACACCCAGUUUGGUGGGCUCCGUCCCUUUGGGGUGUCCUUCCUCUUCGCAGGGUGGGACAAGAACUACGGGUUCCAGAUGUACAUGAGUGACCCAAGUGGGAACUAUGGGGGCUGGAAGGCUGCUGCCAUUGGGGCAAACAAUCAGGCUGCGCAGUCAAUGCUGAAACAGGACUACAAGGACGAGAUCAUGAGGGAAGAAGCAGUCCAGCUUGCUCUCAAAGUGCUUAGCAAGACAAUGGAUAGCACGAGUCUUACCUCCGAGAAGCUCGAACUGGCUGAAGUUUUCCUUUGCAAGGAUAAAGUUAAGUACUUGGCUCACUCACCUGAGUCUCUGAAUAAGUUGCUUGCGAAGCUUGGCUUGACCCAACCCACUGUGGAGGAGACCUAAAGCACUCUGCUUACUGUUGUUCUUCUAUUCCCUCUGUUUUCUGCUCUACAAUAUAUUCUGGAUUGAGUGUGAGAUGCACUCAUUUAAAUUGUUGGAAUUGGUUUGCAAUAACUUCUUUAUCUGAAU